UGACCCGUCUCAUACUUUGUCGUCCAAUUUCAUUGUCCAUUUUCUACCUAUAUUUACUACUAUUUCACCAGAAAUGAAGUUGUUAUUCGUGUUAUUCGCACUAUUCGCUAUUGCACAAGCCGACUGGUGGGAUUCCUUCACUGACACAAUUGCCGGUGGUUUUAUGAGCGCUGCUAAAUGGGUGAAGGAAACUGCCAGCCCAGCGAUUAGGGAGAAAUUUGACAGUGCAAAAGCUUCCCUUCAAGAUCCAGAAACUCAUAAGACAAUACGGGAAUGGAUAUCUGAUAAGGCCGAAAAGGCAUCACAAUUUGCUAAUGAAGAGAGCGGACAGUCGAGAUUGAUGACUAGCACAUUGUCUUGCUCCAUAGCUGCGCACUUCUUAUGCUACAAUUAUUUUUGUACAAAAUCGCUCUAAUUAUGCAAAUUUGACCAGGAAGAAAGCGACUGGCCUGAAUAAAUAAGACGGGUUCGCCUCACACGACUCGAUAUCACGAUGUAAUCUUCAGUCAUUUUAUUCUCAGUGCAUGUUA
This is a messenger RNA of Cylicocyclus nassatus, 530 nucleotides long. Lineage: Eukaryota; Metazoa; Nematoda; Chromadorea; Rhabditida; Strongylidae. The record is from the annotation of a GenBank genome assembly.